This is a messenger RNA of Schizophyllum commune H4-8, 1392 nucleotides long. RefSeq lists its product as uncharacterized. The coding region runs from base 1 to 1392 and encodes 463 amino acids. The transcript has 6 exons. The record is from RefSeq and is a predicted model, not a curated record. Lineage: Eukaryota; Fungi; Basidiomycota; Agaricomycetes; Agaricales; Schizophyllaceae.
AUGGAACAUAUCGCAGACGAAUGGUUGGAGCGGGGAAUCCGCUCGACAUUCGCCAUUAGACCCGAAGUCUCGGGCUUCAGAGGUACCAGAAACUCGAGUCCGACUGGUCUUGGCUGGCGCUUCUCUAUCGAGCAUGCGAUGGGCGAGCAUACCUAUAGCUUCAAGUUCGACGCUUUCUUGGUGCACAAGGCUUACCUUGGUACCCUCUCUAUACCUCCGGAGGAUAUCCAGAUCGACAACAUGCUGCCAAUCCAGACGGACAACAUGGUGUGCGAGCUUCCGUUCGGCGGCUGGAAGAAAAUCGGGACUUGGCUCGUGGUCGACCCCGCGAGGCUCGCUACAAUCUCGUUCUACGUUUCUCAGGCAUGUCCACCUGGGAGGAUGAAUUGGUGGGGCGAGCGGGUUGACAACUCGAUCCUGAUUGCGUUCCCAACGACUGCACCACCUCAAGCCCCAUCCCCUCCCCAGGCUUCAACCCCCAGCAUACCUCCCCCUUUACCACCAGGAGCAUCGCUUGGAGACGGUGUGCUGAUACAGAGUCUCGAUGAAGGCAUGGGAGGCAUGGUGCAAUUUAUACUACCGUAUCGUGUUUCUGGCCGGCACGUCAUGGCGACACGUUCGGUUUAUGGCAGCCCCACCCUUUGCAAAGCCCUACAACUUGAUAUGCCUGACUUCAAGCAGCGCUUUACGGCUGAUCAACACUGGUCGCGCAACGAGUAUGACUACGAAACCGAUAGCGACAUCUCUGACGAUGAAGACGAGAACGCGAGAGAGGAUCUCCAGCAGGGCGAGUCCCCAGCCCCACCUGGCACUGCCGACACUGCGAAGACGCUGUCUGUGGUCGACGACCUUGAGGUCCUCUCUAUCAGAUCCGGAGGGAACACCUCUGAUGUAUUCGUGGACUGGGGCGACGACGCUGAGGGAGGCUCGAAUGCUUCAACCCGGCAUCCCGAGUCGGCCAUCGUCGUCAAGCAGCACGCGCACAGAACGUGGAAAGCAUUGCUCUUCUACAUGUACACCGGCAGGAUUACGCUGAAGAAGCUUUCAUCCGCUAGAGACCCCUUGGUGCCCGAGGUCGUCAACGCUCUUGCAUGUUCCCCCAAGUCCAUGUACCGCAUCGCAGAGAAGGCAAACUUGGACGAUCUACGUGCUCUCUGCCUCAAAGCCAUCGCGGCCGACCUGACGGAGAAAAAUAUCACAAGUGAGGUCUUCAGCACUUUCUCGUCCAAGUAUUCCGAAGUGCUCGACUUGGAGACCGACGUCCUAGUCAAGUAUAUGCGCGACUCGGAAUCAGUCUGCAACCUGGAAGUCAGGCGUGUCAUGCAGGACGCGACGUCCAGGCCACAUUGCGGCAAGGCAAUUUCAAUGAUAUGGGGAAAGAUCGCAAAGUAG